AUUUUGCGAACGGCGAAUAGCGGCGGCGGCGCGGAGGGGCGCAGCGGAGGUUUUCCUGGUUUCGGACCCCAGCGGCCGGAUGGUGAAAUCCUCCCUGCAGCGGAUCCUCAACAGCCACUGCUUCGCCAGAGAGAAGGAAGGGGAUAAAGCCAGCGCCACCGUCCACGCUACCCUCAUCAUGCCGCUCCUCAGUCUCCAUAGCCGCGGCGGCUGCAGCAGCGAGAGUUCCAGGGUCUCCCUCAAUUGCUGUAGUAACCUGGGUCCGGGGCCUCGGUGGUGCUCCUGAUGUCCCUCACCCACCCCUGAAGAUCCCAGGUGGGCGAGGGAAUAGCCAGCGGGAUCACAGUCUUUCAGCUAACUUAUUGUACUCUGAUAAUCGGCUGAAUGUAACAGAGGAAUUAACGUCUAACAACAAGACGAGGAUUCUUAAUGUCCAGUCCAGGCUCACAGAUGCCAAACACAUUACCUGGAGAGCAGUGCUGAGUGGCCGCAGCCUGUACAUCGAGAUCCCUGGCGGUGCACUGCCCGAGGGGAGCAAAGACAGUUUCGCAGUUCUUCUCGAGUUUGCAGAGGAGCAGCUCCAAUCCGACCAUGUUUUCAUCUGCUUCCACAAGAACCGAGAGGACAGAGCUGCCUUGCUCCGCACCUUCAGCUUUUUGGGCUUUGAGAUUGUGAGACCAGGGCAUCCCCUCGUCCCCAAGAGACCCGACGCUUGCUUCAUGGCCUACACUUUUGAGAGAGAGUCUUCUGGUGAGGAAGAAUAGUAGUGGCAGUGGCCUGCUGGCCUUGCGCUCCUGGGAGAUGGGGCUGGAGGUCGGAGCCCCCUCCCUGGCAGUCCCUGCUGUUGCUGCGGGGUUGGAGGGCCACUGCUGUGCUGGGGUGGAAAUGUCAGACUUGUUCAUCUCUUCUGGGUUUGUCCGCAUGUUGUAAUUGUGCAAAUAAAUGCUCACUCCAAAUUAGCGGUAUAUUUCUUGAAGUUUAAUAUUGUGUUUGUGAUACUGAAGUAUUUGCUUUAAUUCUAAAUAAAAAUUUAUAUUUUACUUUUUUAUUGCUGGUUUAAGAUGACUCAGAUUAUCCUUGUAUUUGAGGAGAAGUUUCUUAUUUGAAGUCUUUUGGAAACAGUCAUAGGUCUCAACUUGGAAAGAUAGGUAUUAAUAAUGUACCCUUCUUUUGCUCUCAAAAAUUCAAAUAAAAGUGAUUACAC
Messenger RNA from Otolemur garnettii (small-eared galago), 1204 nucleotides. It is a transcript of the gene OAZ1, whose product is annotated as ornithine decarboxylase antizyme 1. The transcript has 5 exons. Gene Ontology annotation, biological process: positive regulation of protein catabolic process. The record is from RefSeq and is marked reviewed. Gene Ontology annotation, cellular component: cytoplasm; nucleus. Lineage: Eukaryota; Metazoa; Chordata; Mammalia; Primates; Galagidae. Gene Ontology annotation, molecular function: ornithine decarboxylase inhibitor activity.